GGCGCGCGGUCGAGGCCGGUGCCGGCGGGGCGGGGCGGGCGCGGCGGAGGCGGCGGAAGAGGGAGCGGGAGCCGUGGGAGGCCGGGCGCCGCCAUGGAACUGGGCCCGGAGCCCCCGCACCGCCGCCGCCUGCUCUUCGCCUGCAGCCCCCCUCCCGCGUCGCAGCCCGUCGUGAAGGCGCUGUUCGGCGCGCCAGCCGCCGGAGGCCUGUCGCCUGUCACCAACCUGACGGUCACCAUGGACCAGCUGCAGGGGCUGGGCAGUGAGUAUGAACAGCUACUGGAAGUGAAAAACAGCAGUUUGCAGAGAAUGGGUUCCUCCGAGUCAACUGAUUCAGGCUUUUGUCUGGAUUCUCCUGGGCCCUUGGACAGUAAAGAAAACCUUGAAAAUCCCAUGAAGAGGAUAAAUUCUCUACCUCAGAAGCUCUUGGGGUGUAGCCCAGCGCUGAAGAGGAGCCAUUCCGACUCUCUUGACCAUGAUGUCUUUCAGCUGAUUGACCAGGAUGAGAACAAGGAAAACGAAGCCUUUGAGUUUAAGAAGCCAAUCAGACCUGCAUCUCGUGGCUGCCUGCACUCUCAUGGACUUGAGGAGGGUAAAGACCUCUUCACACAGAGGCAGAACUCUGCCCCAGCUCGGAUGCUUUCCUCAAAUGAAAGAGAUAGCAGUGAACCAGGGAAUUUCAUUCCUCUUUUUAUGCCCCAGUCACCUGUGACUGCCGCUUUGUCUGAUGAGGAUGAUGGCUUCAUGGACCUUCUCGAUGGAGAGAAUCUGAAGAAUGAUGAAGAGACCCCAUCAUGCAUGGCAAGCCUGUGGACAGCUCCCCUUGUCAUGAGAAGAACCACAAACCUUGGCAAUCGAUGCAAGCUGUUUGACUCCCCUUCCAUGUGUAGCUCCACUGCCCGGCCAGUGUUGAAAAGACCAGAACGAUCUCAAGAGGAGUCCCCACCUGGAAAUACGAAGCGGAGGAAGAGCAUGGCUGGGGCCAGUCCUGGAGAGGCAGCUAGUCCAGAGAAGCCCCAAGAGAUUCUACAUCAAUCUUUAUCCCUCGCAUCCUCCCCAAAAGGGACCAUUGAGAACAUUUUGGAUAAUGACCCAAGGGACCUCAUAGGAGAUUUCUCCAAGGGUUAUCUUUUUCAUACAGUUGCUGGCAAGCAUCAGGAUUUAAAAUACAUCUCUCCAGAAAUUAUGGCAUCUGUGUUGAAUGGCAAGUUUGCCAACCUCAUUAAAGAGUUUGUUAUCAUUGACUGCCGAUACCCAUAUGAAUAUGAGGGAGGCCACAUUAAGGGGGCAGUGAACUUGCACAUGGAAGAGGACGUUGAAGACUUCUUACUCAAGAAGCCCAUCGUACCUACUGAUGGCAAGCGCGUCAUCGUUGUGUUCCACUGCGAGUUUUCUUCUGAGCGAGGCCCUCGCAUGUGCCGGUACGUGCGAGAGAGAGAUCGGCUGGGUAAUGAGUACCCCAAACUCCACUACCCUGAGCUGUAUGUCCUGAAGGGUGGAUACAAGGAGUUCUUCCUGAAAUGCCAGUCUCACUGUGAGCCCCCCAGCUACCGGCCCAUGCACCACGAGGACUUUAAAGAAGACCUGAAGAAGUUCCGCACCAAGAGCCGGACCUGGGCAGGGGAGAAGAGCAAAAGGGAAAUGUACAGCCGUCUGAAGAAGCUCUGAGGGUGGUGGUGCCAGACAGCAGCAGCCUGAGCCUCCCUCCAUCCCUCCCCACUUCCUCUUUGCUGCAGAGAAACUUAAGCAGAGGGGCCAGCUGUGUGACAUUUGGAGAGAAGGCCUGGGGCUUCCACGCCUUAAACCUACCUCCCACACUCCUAAGGUUGGAGCCCAAAGCAUCCUGCUGGCUAUGCCUCUUCUGUCCCUGUAAGAUGACCUCCUUCUGCACCAGCACGUUCUGCCAAGGAAGUCGUGUGCCACAGCACAGUUCUGAGCACCAGGUCAAGAUGUUCUGACUCCUCAUCCCCCACAGUUGGAUGAAUCACCUGGGGCCUUGUUGGGCACUGGCCUUCUCUCAUGAGAGAAGGGUCAGGACAGUGAAGUGGAGAGAAGUAACACAAAUGGAAAUGCUGCUGGCCAAAUACCAAAGACAGCCUGGGAAGGAACGGUGUUUGUGGGAUAACCCAUAUCUUUAAUUUAUUCAACUUCAGCGAUCACUUUUCUUUUUUCUUUUCUUUUUUUUUAACUCCUGAAGACUUUUAUUUAACUGCUUGAGUCAUAAUACUGCCAUUCUAGGUAGGGUUUUACCAUCCCAGGGACUACCUCUGUUUUUUAUUUAAAAAAAAACAAAGGACGGGGGAAGGAGAGGACGACUUGAGAGUUGUGGGACAGAGAACUGGGAGCUCUGUCACCCCCAGGAGGUGCUGCGGCACUGGGGCUGCUGCUAUCUAAAGCCAAGGACUGAGACACUGGUGGGAGCAGGCACUGGACUCAGGCGUGGCUACAGGACAUAAGCUAAACCUCCCAGACCUACCUCGAAGGCCGCUGAGAUCUCUUUGAGGGGUGACGCGCUCUUCCUCUCCCCAGUCCCUAUGAUGUUGGCUGGUCUAGGAGUCACAGUCAGGAAAGCACUUCAGGCAGCUGCCACUGCCCCACCCCUACUCCCCCAGGUCAGUGUUGGAACAUGAUAGUGUAGGUGUCCCAGAGUAGGAGGCAGGGAGGGGUGGGCUCUGCAGGAUGGGGAGGGGAGUAGACGCUGAGUGUCUUCCUUCUGUUAUUCUGAUACUCUUUGAUAGCUUUUAUUUUCAUUUUUAAAAAACAGUCAUUUUAUGAGUCAAGGAGUAUCAAAUCGGUGUUGGCUGGGCCACCCAAGGGUGGGGAGAGGGGCUGGAAGCCCUGGGCAUUAGGAGAAGGACAUGGGUGCUGGCAUAGAGAUGACUGUUUAGAAUGUGUUUCUUACGAGGCAGCGUGGUGGGUUUUGAAGGUAAAACUUUGAGAUUAUCAUGUUUUAAUUUGAGGGACAGGGAGUGAUAGAUCAUCAUCAGUUGCCCCUCAUCUGACCCCAUGGAAGUGGGGGUCUCAAAGGAACACCUCCCAAGGAGCUGGGGCAGACUUGAUUGAUUCCAGACAGGCCUGUUUGGUUCCUGCUCAUCCCUACCCUUAGGCACCAGUUUUCCUUACCAUCUUUGCUCCACUGGGGUGUAGCCAAGUUUUUCUUAAACACAAGUCAGUCUCCCCUCGUGACUUGGCUUCCUAUUCUGGGGGUGGGGAGGGAAUCAGUGAUGUUGGAGAUAACUGGUUGCUAUGUUAUGGGUUUGAGCUGCAUUUGGCUGUAAAACAAUCUUGUUAGAAAAAUAUGUGGGGAGGAGAGGAGAGGGAGAAGGCCUCUUCCCCCACACACAUUGAGACACAUCUCAGUUGGUCUCUAAUCUUGUUCGCAGGGAUUCUGCUGGUUGAAUGCCAGAAAAGGGAGGUGGGAUGGCCUUCAGGUUGUACCAGCUUAGCUAGCACUGCUAACCAACUGUUGCAGGCUCUGAAAAUAAAAACA
This is a messenger RNA of Equus quagga, 3490 nucleotides long. RefSeq names its product cell division cycle 25A (gene CDC25A). Gene Ontology annotation, molecular function: protein tyrosine phosphatase activity. NCBI's taxonomy places the organism in Eukaryota, Metazoa, Chordata, Mammalia, Perissodactyla, Equidae. Gene Ontology annotation, cellular component: cytoplasm; nucleus. The transcript has 15 exons. Gene Ontology annotation, biological process: G2/M transition of mitotic cell cycle; positive regulation of G2/M transition of mitotic cell cycle; positive regulation of G2/MI transition of meiotic cell cycle. The record is from RefSeq and is a predicted model, not a curated record. Bases 94 to 1668 code for a protein of 524 amino acids.